Messenger RNA from Cylas formicarius (sweet potato weevil), 2458 nucleotides. RefSeq names its product probable arginine--tRNA ligase, mitochondrial (gene ArgRS-m). Bases 63 to 1775 code for a protein of 570 amino acids. Gene Ontology annotation, molecular function: ATP binding; arginine-tRNA ligase activity. Gene Ontology annotation, biological process: arginyl-tRNA aminoacylation; mitochondrial translation. The record is from RefSeq and is a predicted model, not a curated record. NCBI's taxonomy places the organism in Eukaryota, Metazoa, Arthropoda, Insecta, Coleoptera, Brentidae. The transcript is spliced from 5 exons. Gene Ontology annotation, cellular component: mitochondrion.
CGGCGAUCGGUCGGUUGCGCUAACCUCAAAAACGGCCGGACGAAAUCAAAAUUCCAGUUCAAAUGACUACUCCGGGAAUGUCUUCGAAGCUAAAGCUGUACCUGGGCCGGAAGAUCAUUGAUUCGCUUAACCGUGACGCUAAACUGUCUCCGGUGGAGUUCCUGCCGCUGUUCCGGGUCGGCAGCCCGCCCGAGCCGGCCAAGAUCGAGCUCAACGUGUCGCUUGACGUGCUCGAGGCGCAGCUGGGCGUGCCGGACGUGAACGAAAUCCUAAAAAUCCGACCGGACGACAUAAUCAGGAGCGUGCGGCUAGUGAGGGACCGCGCCAACAGGAAAGUGUCGUUCGAAAUCGACCGGCGCGUGUUUAUGCGGGACGUGAUGGAGAACUGUUUCCACCCGGCGCUCAACGUGAAACCGAAGAAGGUGGUCGUCGAGUUCAGCUCGCCCAACGUGGCCAAACCGUUUCACUACGGCCACCUGCGGUCGACGAUUAUCGGUAACUUUCUGAGCAACCUGAACGCGUUCGCGAAGAACAAGGUGACGCGAUUGAAUUACUUGGGCGAUUGGGGCACGCAGUUCGGGCUCAUCAAAGUGGGGAUGGACGAGUUGGGGUACGGCGCGGACGCCAUACGGGAGGACCCGAUUAAAAUCUUGUACAAGUGUUACGUGCACGCGAACUUGUUGGCGGAGAAGGACGGGGAGGUGAUGGAACGCGCGAAGCGCGAGUUUUCGAAGCUAGAGCGCGGCUCCGAGGAGGAGGUGGCCGGCUGGCGCCGUCUUUUGGAUUACACCAAGUCGGAGCUCGACGGGACUUACGCGCGGCUCGGCGUGAGCUUCGACGAGUACCAUUCGGAAUCGAUGUACGGGGCGAAGAAUAUCGCCGAAUUGCUUGAGACGUUGCGUCAGAAACGGGUCAUCACCAAACAAGCGGAUGGCAAAGAGGUCACAGAGUUGGGUAACCAGCGCUCGGCAACUGUGGUGAAAAGCGACGGCAGUUCUUUGUACUUGACCCGGGACAUUGCCGCUGCUAUCGACCGGUACCGUAGGUACGACUUUGAUCGCAUGUAUUAUGUGGUGGAGAACGGCCAGAGCGACCAUUUCCACGCGCUGAAGAGCGUCAUCCACAAGAUGGACCUGCCGUGGGCGGACCGCCUUAUCCACGUGAAAUUCGGCCGCGUCAGGGGCAUGAGUACUCGCAAGGGUACCGCCGUCUUCCUGAAGGACAUUCUCGACGAGUGCCGCGAACUGGUGGUGCAGCGCCAGAUCGAGUCGCCUACGACCAAAGUGCCGGUGACGGACGAGCGCACCUCCGACGUGCUGGGCGUCAGCUGCGUGAUUGUCAACGACCUGAAGCAGCGUCGCCAACGGGACUACGAGUUCUCGUGGGACAAGGUGCUCCAGGUCCAAGGCGACACCGGCAUCAGGCUCCAGUACAACCAUUGUCGGUUGUGGGGCGUGGCCAGGAACGCGGGCGUCGCCGCUGCCAAAACGUGCGACCCCGACGUGCUGGCGGAGCCCGAGGUGACGGAACUGCUCACCGAGCUCGCCAGGUUCCAGGACGCGCUCCACGUCGCUAACGAACAGCUCGAGGCCUGCCUCCUCGUCAAUUAUCUCUUUCAGUUGUGCAACCGCAUCGGCAGAGCGCUGAAGGCGCUGCGGGUGAAGGGGGCGGAGCCGGAGGUCGCGUCGCAGCGGCUGCUGCUGUUCGACACCGCGCGUAAAGUACUGGCGAGCGGCAUGGAGAUUUUAGGGCUAAUUCCGCUCGAAAAGAUGUGAUACGUAGGCGCGGUAGAAUGUAGUCGACUCAAUAUAUGACGAAUGGAUGGACCUUCUCUUUUACGCGUUUCGCAAGUUCAAAGUGUUCGACGAGUAGUCCGAACGAACCGAUAACUGAAAUGCCGUGUUGGAGUCGGUAGUUCAAAUGGACCAUCGCAGGGACGCCGAACUAUUGUCGUAGCUAUGAGCCAACGUUAGCGUCUGUAGUUUAAGUGUUCUCUGGCAGGAGUAGCAUUAUUACUUAACAUUGCCUACUUUUUAUUAUUCCAAAACCGCAACCCGCUAUAGAAUACCCUGAAGCAUACCCUUUCCCGUAACCAUUCCAGGACCGUCCUAGGAAUUUAUCAAUCAAUCGGGUUAAAUAGUAGUUAAUAAGUACUUACCCUCCGAACUAUCCAGUGAAAACAGCCUCGCAGCGUCAAAGCUCGAAAAUCAGGUACAUAAACAUAAAUAUCUGUUGGGAUGGGUUUUGCCACGGUCCUGCGAUGGUCUGCGGUUAAGGUACCGUAAAAUACUUUAAACGUCAAAGCAAUUAAUGCACGAUAUUUUUGGUCGUACAAUGAUGCAAUGAGCGUCGUCAGUGCAAAUCGUCCCUCGCAUUAUCGCUUCAAUCACGCCCGUAACCGCCAUUGAGUAGUUCAAAUGAACCGCGAAAGCGGGGUUCGAACGUCGGAGCCUCUCAC